Messenger RNA from Peronospora matthiolae, 2052 nucleotides. Lineage: Eukaryota; Oomycota; Peronosporomycetes; Peronosporales; Peronosporaceae. The record is from the annotation of a GenBank genome assembly.
AUGCGAACAUUCGGGUGUCAGACAUACAUACUGACGCCUAAAGAGAAUCGACUCAAGUGGGAUCCAAAGGCUCGCGCUGGCAUAUUCGUGGGCUACGAAGAAGUUUCGAAGGCAUAUCGUGUUUAUGACAUCGAGGCGGGGCAGGUGGUUAUCAGCCGCGAUGUCAACUUCGACGAGUCCACCUUUGGACUUCAACUGCCGAUCACUGAUGAAGAUGUCGAUGACCUGGACUUCGAAUUGCUGGAUCUUGAUGACGAAGAGCUGCGUCAAAUGGAGUACAAGCAAACAGGCAAGCGCAAGAACCGACUCAAUGAUGAAGAUACAGCAGCUCCACGACCGCGUGCAGUGCGUCAACGACCAGGACUAGAAGAGUCAAGCGCGCCGGAAAACAACUCGUCACGCCAAGAAGAAGAUAAAGAAACGAAGGAUUCUGGUGAUUCAACACCGCCUGUGUUUUGGCGUGCGAGUGCAAAUGCCGUUGAAGCAGCAGUGGACUUAUCAGAACCCUCAACAUUUGAAGCAGCAGUAAGCGGCCCUGACCAAGUGCACUGGAGAAAAGCAAUUCAUGCAGAGCUCGAGUCAAUGCGACUUCGCGGUGUGUUUCGUGCAGCCAAGCUGCCCAACGGACAACGCGCCAUUGGCACAAAAUGGGUGUUCAAGAUCAAGCGCAAGGCGGAUGGGUCAAUCGAGAAGUACAAGGCACGACUUGUGGCCAAGGGUUUCCGCCAAAAGUAUGGCAUCGACUACACGGAGACGUUUUCGCCUGUGGUAAAGUAUGUGACGCUGCGAAUGGUGAUCGCAAUUUCCAAGCAUUUUGGAUGGCCCAUCGACCAGCUUGAUGUGGUGACAGCUUUCCUGUAUGGCGUCAUGAAGGAACAAGUGUUCUGCGUGAUUCCUGAAGGCGUCGAACUUGACAGUACGUUCGACUGCCUGGAAUUGGUGAAGUCAAUUUACGGCCUCAAGCAAGCGUCGCGAGUGUGGAACGAGACGUUCGACGAGUAUGUGUGCUCCAUCGGAUUUCAAGUAUCGGACUUCGACCCAUGUCUCUACAUCAAGACUUCGGACGGCCAUUGCGUGUUUAUACUGGUCUACGUGGACGACGUCUUGGUGACUGGAAGCUCGCUCGAGCUGAUUGCACAAACCAAGAACGACCUGAAGACGCGGUUCGAAAUGACGGACAGCGGCAAGUGUGCGUUUGUUCUUGGGAUCGAGCUUUUGGACGGUGAAGAUGGCAGUGUGACACUAUGUCAGCGUCGGUAUGUCGAUGAUAUCCUCAAGCGCUUUGGCAUGGAUGAUUGCAAGGCAGUCGCAAGUCCAGUCGACAUGAGCUCUCGACUUGUUUCAAGUGAUGCAACUACCAAGGUCGAUGCUCCUUUUCGCGAAGCUGUUGGUGCGUUGAUGCACCUGACCACUGCAACGCGUCCGGACAUUGCGUUUGCUGUGGGCUAUGUGUCGCGGUUCAUGGAAAAUCCCCAAGAAGAACACUGGGUUGCAGUUAAGCGUAUCUUUCGCUACCUACAAGGCACCAAGACGCAUGGAAUUUGCUACAAGCCAAGUGCAAGGAUCGACUUCCGUGGAUAUUCGGAUGCGGAUUGGGCUGGUGAUCUUACCGACCGCAAGUCAACAUCGGGGUACACGUUCAUGCUACUCGGUGCGCCAGUGAGUUGGGGCAGCAAGAAGCAGCCAAGUGUUUCGUUGUCCACGACUGAAGCUGAAUACAUCGCACUCAGCUUGGCGAUUCAAGAGGGCAAGUGGAUUCAUCGUCUGCUUUGUGAGAUCGUGAUGGCUGCCAAUGAAGAAGGACCGGAACUCAUGAUUCAUGAAGACAAUCAGCCAUGUAUCAAGAUGACGAAGAACCCGGUCAACCACGGCCGUGCCAAGCACAUUGAUAUCAAGUACCAUCACAUCCGUGAUGAGGUCAAGCGCGGUGAAGUGAAGCUCAAGUAUUGUGAAACUGUGGUGAUGUUAGCGGACAUCAUGACGAAGGGACUUCAUGGACCACGCCACAAGGAGAUGACGAUGGCUCUCGGGAUUCGUGAGCAUUCGGAUUGA